GCAGCCACUCACUGCCCACGCGUGGUGCUGCCGGUGCCGGGCUGCGGCGCCGACACGGUUAAGGCACCGGUAGGAUCCGGGAGCCGGGCUGCACGCCACCGGCAGCCAAACUUGCCGAGUCAGGAUGUGAGAGCAGCAGGAACGGCUCUGCAGCAUCCCUGGGUGCUGCCGCAUCCCGAGGUGCGGAGGGCUCGGCUUUCCCCUCCUGCACCGGAUGCCUCUUCCCAGGGACAGCGCGGGAAUGGGGUAGGAACCGCCAUCCGCCGUGCUUGCCCCCGGCUGCCGCAGCUGCUCUGCACCGGCCCCGCUUCCCAAACCCGCAGAGCCGCCGGCUCCGCUUUUAUCCCAUUGUUGGUUUUGCCUCCUGACCGCGCAUCUCCAUCCGAGCACCGGAGCCAGGGGUGAGGCAGCGAGCGGCUCCGGGGAGCCCAGGCUGGCUCCAUGUAUCCCGAAUCCACCACUGACUCCCCGGCGCGACUCUCGCUGCGGCAGACGGGCUCCCCAGGCAUGAUUUACAGCGCGAGGUACGGGAGCCCCAAGCGCCAGCUCCAGUUCUACAGGAACCUCGGGAAGUCUGGGCUGCGCGUGUCCUGCCUGGGCCUGGGAACAUGGGUGACAUUUGGAGGGCAGAUCACAGACGAGAUGGCAGAGCAGCUGAUGACUUUAGCCUAUGACAACGGCAUUAAUCUCUUUGACACGGCAGAAGUCUACGCCGCCGGCAAGGCCGAGGUGGUGCUGGGGAACAUCAUCAAGAAGAAAGGGUGGAGACGGUCCAGCCUGGUCAUCACCACCAAAAUCUUCUGGGGAGGAAAGGCUGAGACAGAGAGGGGCCUGUCCCGAAAACACAUCAUAGAAGGGCUGAAGGCAUCCCUGGAGCGGCUGCAGUUGGAGUACGUGGACGUGGUGUUCGCCAACCGGCCCGACCCCAACACGCCAAUGGAAGGGGACCCAUUUAGUUCCUCCAAGUCCAGGACUUUCAUCGUAGAAGAGACGGUGCGAGCCAUGACCCACGUCAUCAACCAGGGGAUGGCCAUGUACUGGGGGACCUCGCGCUGGAGCUCCAUGGAGAUCAUGGAAGCAUACUCGGUGGCCCGGCAGUUCAACCUGAUCCCACCAAUCUGCGAGCAGGCCGAGUACCACAUGUUCCAGCGGGAGAAGGUGGAGGUGCAGCUGCCCGAGCUCUUCCAUAAGAUAGGUGUCGGAGCCAUGACCUGGUCCCCGCUGGCCUGCGGCAUCGUGUCGGGGAAGUACGAUGGGGGGAUCCCCCCCUAUUCCCGCGCCUCACUGAAGGGAUACCAGUGGCUGAAGGACAAGAUCCUGAGCGAGGAGGGCCGGCGGCAGCAGGCGAAGCUGAAGGAGCUGCAGGCAAUCGCCGAGCGCCUGGGCUGCACCCUGCCGCAGCUCGCCAUCGCCUGGUGCCUGCGCAACGAGGGCGUCAGCUCCGUCCUGCUGGGAGCCUCCAACGCUGACCAGCUGAUGGAGAACAUCGGAGCAAUACAGGUCCUUCCAAAGCUGUCGUCUUCCAUUGUCCACGAGAUCGAUAGCAUCCUGGGCAACAAACCCUACAGCAAGAAGGACUACCGCUCCUAAGCGCCCGCCGCGCAGCCCUCGCCGCCCCAUCGCUUGCUUACGCUUUGUGGGAGCAAAGUGUUGAGCGUGGCUCGCGCCACGGGCCCACCACGCUGCCCCAGCCCAUCGCACCGCUGCGCCCGGCGGGGCUCUGGCGCGGGGGCACAGGCGCUGGCGGGGCGCGCACCGGGGCCGGAGCCACCGCGGGGACCCGUUGCAUGCGUCGCUGCCAUCGGUGGUCGCGGCGGUGCGAGCGGGUGCUGUACGUCCGGAUGAGGCCGACAACACGAAGCUGUUCCCCA
This is a messenger RNA of Pezoporus occidentalis (night parrot), 1871 nucleotides long. It is a transcript of the gene KCNAB2, whose product is annotated as potassium voltage-gated channel subfamily A regulatory beta subunit 2. Gene Ontology annotation, cellular component: juxtaparanode region of axon; voltage-gated potassium channel complex; membrane. The transcript is spliced from 17 exons. The record is from RefSeq and is a predicted model, not a curated record. Gene Ontology annotation, biological process: regulation of action potential; transmembrane transport; regulation of potassium ion transmembrane transport. Gene Ontology annotation, molecular function: voltage-gated potassium channel activity; transmembrane transporter binding; potassium channel regulator activity. NCBI's taxonomy places the organism in Eukaryota, Metazoa, Chordata, Aves, Psittaciformes, Psittacidae. The coding region runs from base 442 to 1590 and encodes 382 amino acids.